AUGUCACUGCAGCUGUCAACAUGUGUCAUCACAGGGCCACAGUGUGACUGAAAUAAAGAAGGAAUGGUUUGACAUGAAGUUAAAAACUGCAACAAAAACGCCCUGUGAUGUAAUGUAAUGUAAACUGGUUACAAUGGACAGCAACCAGCAGAGAAUUUUCCUGCAAGUAUUAAGCUUAUCAUGACAACACUACACAAUAAAAUUUUGCUUCAUUUCUUAUGAACGUGGCAAGAAGAGGAAGCCCACCCCAACUGAUCAAGGUUCAUAUCAUCUUGGACCUGUGCUUAUCUGUCCUUACACCCCAAAUUUCACAAAUAACUUUUAUUAGAUCAUCAGUUCAAAAUAAAGGCAGUUACUGAUAGCGAUUUCUGAAAAGGUUUGUCUCAGAUGAGUGCCUGGAUUGAAGCUGGGGUAUGACCUCAACUCACCCUAGAGUUGUUGCCCCCCAAAAGUUUGAGAAACUCUGCUCUAACUAAAAAUAUCUAUCUGCUCUGUUCUGCUGUUACAGAGACCUUCACUUGCAGUAUCUUUAGCAGGAGUUCAUCCCCAUUGUUAAUGAAUGGAAACAAUGUGUCAGUGAAAGUGUGUGAAGGUGUGUAUAUGUGUGUUAGUACCUCGACAACCUGGCUGUGAGUCCCCAGGAGAAAAGCCCUUGAAGCCUAUAAGACAGUGAAGUAGUGUCAGGGUUUUCAGGGAGCUGCUGUCUCUCUCCAUAUCUCACACUGGUCAGAUGUAGACCAGCAGAAUUUGGGUCCAGAAUCACAGGAUUACAGCAGGCGGCCAUCUCCUUAAUCUUGUUCCAGAUGUGUUUGGACACAUCUAUCAGAGCUCCAAAGAGCGGAUAUGGGUCGUCCUGCGGGGGUUGCUGCUUGGCUCUCUCCUCUACAGCCUUAUAGUUGUUCAGAAAUGAGAUGUCUUUAGUGCUCAACUUAACUCUCUAUUCCUUCAUCAUUAUUCUGCUCCCCUUCCUCCCUAAAGGGAGCUAUCCUGGCCUCUUCUUCCUUUCUGGAAACUGGUGAAGCUUCUUAAACUGCUCCUUAAUCUGUCUCUCUGUGUUUUGGGCCCAUACCUUGUGUGUUCUGGCGGUUGAUCAAACUUGUUGAAUCUCUGCAGAUGAGACGCACUGGCUGACAAUGGUCCAGACAGAGGAGUUUCUCAGAAUGCAGAAGGCUGCAGAGGUCAUGAAAGCUGCAUACAGAUUCCUUAAUGCCAAGGCUGUUUCUCUCUUUGAAAAUCGUCUCUUACAAUGGGAACACUCACAUGUUUCUUCCUCCACCAGCUCUGCCAACAGUAUUUUCAAAAGCUGUGGCUACUUGAUGGGGGGACAGGAUCCUCAAAGAUUUCACAGCAGACAGAAAAUUAGAGAUUCUCCUCUGGUGGGGAAGCCAUGUUCUUUUUGAGUAAAAGUGAAAACAUAGCACAGUACAGUCAUUGCUCCCUCCUCUUGAAAUUUCACUGAAAUAUACUUUUACUGAGGGUUUUUUGUAACCCCACAACCAAUGUGUUGUAGGUCAGCAGGUUCAAGUAACAAUGUUGUAGUUUUCCAGUUUUCUCUCCUGUAGCUGCCCUCACUCUGAGGAGGUUGUGAGUUUGGUGUGAAAGUGAAUCUGAUUGUCUUUUUUCCAUCAGUUACAAACAUUUAAAUCUACCAUUUUAAAACUGCAGUUCUAUUUCAAACUCCCUCCCCUUAUUGUGAAACACACUGGAGCUGUUGGCUCCAUGUGGAUUUACAACAUUGACUUUAAGUCCUUAAAUCGUUUCCCCAAGAAGCUUGAUAACAGCAGUAUUCAUUUUUAUGGCUGAUUUUGUGUUUUUGUCAUGUUGUUAACAUGCUGAUAAACUGGAGCUUAGAUUCUUCAGUAUAGCUGGCUGGCUACUAUGCAGGGGACUGGAUGCAACUCAACCUUUUUAAAUCUGGCACAGGGAAGUUUGACAGACGUUCACCCAGCAUGGAUGUCAAAGUUGAUAUGCAUGCUUUCCUCACUGGUGACGGAAGCCAGUUCUCUCAGUUGGGUAAGACAGAUGGAGGUUCACAUCAAAACAACAGAUUAUGCUGCUGUUAAACAGAGACUUAAAAAUGUUGUUUGGAUUGGGACAGUUCAUGGAACUCAGAGCCAGCCUUUCUGCUCAUGGGCAUGCUCCUGGUGAGAGCCUGGACCAGCUGACUCAGCUGGACAAGGUCCUGAACUACAGGGGUGUGAGGAAAGGUUCUGACUGACCUGGAUCUGGUCUUAAGAAGUGCUGUAAACAGAGUGCCAGUGAUUUAAGGGAGACUUUGCCUAUUUUGGUGCAGUACAAGAAUGCCAAGGAAACUCUGCAGAGAGUGCAUAUGUGAGCAACCAUCUGGCUAUGCUGUCUGUGUCAGUUACCACUGGCCUUCAUAGGACUGUUGACAAGCUAUCAGAGGAGAUGUACUUUAUGAGGACAGAGAUGAAAUAAAAGUAUGAUGAGAACCAGCUACUGAGGGCCUGAAACCCUGAAAAUAGGGAGCAGGGGUUCCUCUCACUCUGGGUAAGAUGCUAUGGCUACAAUUGCAUGAGAUGCCAGUCGGGGGGGAAAUUAGCCAUCAAGAGCUGGGCUAAUUUCCUGUUUCCAAGCCACCUGGAGUCAAGAGCCUGUGUCUCAGGUGGCAUGUCCAAUGAGGAGAUUUGGCUAAGAGGAGCUUUGUGCAUUUCCUGUCACAGCAGCAGGAUACUGCCAGAGACACAUCAGCAAGUCUUUUAGUGGUAAGGGUUGAGGCCCACAUCCCUGCCUCUCUGACAAAAGGUAUCUGACACUGUAACAUUUUGGAGAGCACCACUGGAUGGUGAUAGCACAUCUCACGUCGUGGACCCUACUUUGACCAUGCAAUUGGAACAAGUGCAAAGUGGUAGGUCUUGGGUGCAAGGACUACCACCUGUACCUGCUAUUUUGGGUGCAAAAUGCAAAAGUGGUGGGUGAAGUGGAUCAGAGGAUGUGAUGACUAAUUAAUUUUCUCUCAGCUGAACCAAUCACAGUGAAGCUUGACAACAAGAGCUCUACAAAUGGAUAAAUGCUUUUCCAGGAAAUCAUAUUGUCUUUUGGUGUCGCAAUGUGAGCACACAGCCCCACUGACCAUAGCUUCAUAAAUGGUCACAUCAUGUUGUAGUGAAUAUGACAACAGCAUCUGGAUUCAAGGAAUAAAACAUGAAAUGCCACUUUUGCUAAAAAGAAAGAGAGAAAUGGCACAUGAUUGAUGAGCCACGGUAUCUCCCACAGAAACAGAGAGAAUACAGAGUUGAAACUCACCUCUCUGAUACAUGUAGAGGUGUGUGUGGUUAGCCUGGUGUCAUUUGCACAUGAUUUAAUCAAGGUAAGCAGACAUCUGUGCCUAAUGGCACUGCACUCUGAUGUGGCACUUCUCGAAUCAGAGGCUGCAGAUUUAUUGAUAUACUGUAUCUGAUAUGAUGCCUUCAGAUGGCUGCAGGAAUUUAAUGAACCGAAUGGGAAGCUUUUCCAACAGUCUAAAGCAGCUGUGGACAAAGAUACUGUGAGAACUUUAAUUCUUAGAUCAAUGCUGACUUAUUUGCUGCCAUUCCAGCUUUUAUCAUGUUAGACAUAAAACUUUGAUGCUGUUUCUAUCGAUUGAAGCAUGUUUGAUUAAAAUAAUUUAUUCACAUUUCUCAACAUUAUUCUGUUAUUGCUGCACAUUUUCUGCAAAUAUUUGGUUUGCUCUGUUUGAUAUUAUCACCAAAAUGGCAAAACACAGUGCUGAGACAUCUAUCCUCAGCUCAAGUCUAAGACCCAACUUCCACCAAAGUUGGCUGCCUUUUGUGUGCAGCACUGGGCACAAAGUACAACCCAGACGGCCAAAGUAAGUUUCAUGGUAGGGAAAUACCAAAAUGUCAGAGUGCUGAUUGUGUGGGCCAUUUCACUGCCAUGAAAAUAGGGCCCCAAAUGUACAAAGGGUGAUGGAGGUACUAAGGUUUCCAUACUAGCAGACUCUGUGUCAUUGAUUAAACUUCAGAAUAUAACUGCCGAUGACAUACCACCUUUUGCUUAUGACUUAUUAAAAAGUGUGAAACCCUUGUGUAUUUGGCACUCUGUAAUGUUGAAGGAAGACCAACACAGAAGGGGUUUGUUCACAACUUGGAAUCCCAAACGUCCCUCUAGCUUGCAUGAUCCUGCUUAGAGUUGCUGAAGACUGUGACUGCUGUAAUGCAUCUGUAUGUGCGAGAAAGGGUGAUAUGUGUGUGUGAAAGUAGGUACCAGUGCAUUUGUAAUCCAGAGGUCUGCCAGGAGCGCAGGAGCGAGAGGGAAUUACCAUCUGCUAGUUCUCUGCCAACAUCCAACGCAGUGCUAACCGUCUUCCUCAUGCAUAAUUACCCCCACACACAGUCCACAAGGCUGAUUCUACUCCACGAGAUUGCCUCAGUCGCUGCCUUGGCUCACUCCUAAAGCCUGAUUUAGCAGCAGAUUACAGAGUUAGAUUAGCACAGCCGAGCACCAGGACAUUUUUUUCAAAAGUAGACCCCAGGUCAGUGCAGAACUGUUUCCCUGAAGGGUCAGGUCUGGAUUCAGUAAGGCUACACUAAGCCCUGCUGUGGGAUGAAUUACAAAGGGCACAUUAUGAAUGAAUUUUAAACUGCUGUUAAUCAGUUCCUUUAAAUCCAUGACUUCCUUUUCAUAUUUUGCGUAAUUUGAAUUUGCUGCAGCAGGUUCAGAAUUCAUUAUUUUGGGUUGCGAUUGGUCAUGCACUUAUAUUUGAGAGCAUCGGUGCAUGCAAUACAGUAGAGAGCAUAGACAGACAGUUGGUGUGGUGUGUUAUGGUGCACUAUAGCAGAGUUACAGUCUCUUUAGACAGUCUUUUCAGUCCAGUCACAUAAUGCUGCAAGCAUGGCUGUCUGAAGGCCCAAACAUCCUGCCACCAGAGUCUUUCCACCGCUUACAACAAGCAUGUCUCUCUGUCUAGACAUUUUCAGUUUGCAGAGAUGCUGGGAGAUUGUUGAUAACCUUUUCUGACAGGGUUAACCUCUGUUUUUCCUUUCUUUUUUGGGGGGGUGGGGUGGGGGUGCUGUUUCUACACAAGUCCUUGUUCCAAGCUGGACAGAGGCUUGCUUAAUUCAAAGCCAGACACAGGCAGAGAAGAAGGCAUUCUGCCCAAGACAGAGGUAUAACUACAGAGGAUGCAAAGAUAAAGAGAGACUUAUUUAAGAAAGAAAAAAGAAAAAGAGACUAAAUGAAGAGGUUGUUUAGUAUGCUCCUCCCGUGCUUUGUAAAUGUCCCUGUUUUUUUUAUCAGAUGGGAAAAUGUGUUAGCACCUGCAUUUCUCCCUCUCUCAUUCCCUCUCUCUCUCUCUGUUUCUUUCCCUCUGUCUAUUUCAAAAGCCUUUCUUCCUGUCUCCAGAUCUUCAUUCUUCUCCGUUUUAUCCCUCUCUGCCUCACUCUUUAAUUCUUGAGGCAGUCAAAGCAGAACAGACAGCAUGCUUGGAGAACAAAACAGAGCGCACUGUCAGUGAAACUGAGUCUCAACAUUUCACCUCUUGUCUUCCUCAUUUUCUUUCCUCUCCCCUCGUGCUUCUCUCUGGCCAACCUGCCUUUUAGUCCUUUUUGGGGGCGGGUGUCUCAUUGCAGGGACGUUGAUAUUUAUUCUCCUCUCCUCUCUUUUCCUCUUCUCUCCUCUCCAGAGGAUCCUCUGCAGUGUCGAAGUGUGAUAUAUCAUUCCCCUGGGCAUUCAGGGAGGCAGGUAGCCUGUUAUGGGUGUAGGUUCUCAGGGCUGAUGAUACACUGUUAGCCCGAGGUGAUCCUCUGCUGCUAUUUAGGUGUUCCUCUCCUCCGUGUAUGUUUGGCUGUGUGUGUGUUUACAUUGUGUAUGUGUGUAGAUAGCGGGCUAUAAAGUUCCCAGCCAGUAAUUUCAUGUUUAUGUUUAUUAGCAUACAAAAGACUUACAAGAGUGGAUUUGCACACUGUAAACAUGCAAGAUACGCAAGGCACAGGAAACAUGCCUACUCUGCCUGUGUGUACAUCUCUGUGUCUUUGUUUGUCUCACACACACACACACACACACACACAGAGAGAGAGAGAGAGAGGGAGAGAGAGAGAGAUGCAUAUGGGUAUGGAUGACUCAUUAACUCAGCCACUGCCAUGCAUCCCUGAUUGACAGGUACCGAUAGAUGGAGCAGGAGGGAGCCUUUCCUAUACCCUCCCCCGCUGUCUCACACACCCCUCUCUCUCUCCCUCUCCCUCUUUUUCUCCAUCUCCCUCUCACUCUGCCUCAGCAUCUCGGAGCCACCGGCAGCAUCAACAGUGAGAGAAGAGACUGAGUUUCCACACACGGUCUCAGAGUGGAGCACACACACACACACACACACACACAAAAAAAAAAAAAACACACACACACACACACACACACACACACACUAACACACAUGCACAGGGAGAAAACGGGAGGUGGACAGAGGCUCCAGCUGUAGCAUGUCCACUGGCUGCAGUCAGACAUGUAGGAGGAGGAGGUGUUCUGCUCGCCGUUCCAUGUCCGCUUCAGUCUUCUAAGCACCUCCCACCCCCCCACCUCUUGAAUGCUCGCUCUCUGGCUCUGCGGUUGCUGAGGGGCUGGCUGGAAUGACCCGGGAGAGCAGGAGACACAAGGAGAUGCGCUAGACGGGGCUGCUGGCUGGGAGGACUCUCCGAUCCUUGAUCCCUCUUUUUCUCCAGGCUGACAGACACAAGGCAGAGCUCUGAUCUGCCCCACAGAUGCAUGCCCAUAUAGGAGGGCAUGGCUGUGUAGACCGAGGGUCUUCAUCAAGCACAGCCACAGCGAGAAGGACCACCAGAGAGACACGCAGGUACACACUCCACCAACCAGGCACCUGUGUGUGUGUGUGUUUGUGGGAGUUCCCUGCUUAGAAAAACCAGCUCCUGUCCACAAGUCAGCAUUCAGAGAUCGUGAAUGAUUGCAAAACGGAGUGAGGCCUUUGCAGUGCGACCGUGUCCCAUGCUGCUCCCUCCUCUCAGGGGAUGGCCAAGGUCCAGGAUGGACACACGAAUGCAUGUGACAGCUCUGCAAUGUUAGAGGAGAGCCAAGAUGGUAUGGACAGUGGUACCCUAAGUCCUGCCUCAGCUCGACAGGUCACCAUCCAGCGCCACCCGAUUCAAGGCUUUGGCUUCAUUGCAGGCAGCCAGAGGCCUGUCAUUGUACGCUCCGUCUCUGCUGACGGCCCCUCCUUUGGCAAGCUUCUCCCUGGAGACCAGAUCUUGGCCAUUAACGAGGAGACGGUGAGCGACGCGCCCCGAGAGAGAGUCAUAGACCUUACGCUGCAAAGACACUAUAGUUCUCACUGUGCUGCAGCCCCAUCAGUCACCUAAGUCUGCCUUCAUAAGUGCAGCCAAAAAGGCCCGCCUGCGAACUAACCCGCCUAAAGUGCGCUUUUCAGAGCAAGUGUCCAUCAGCGACCCAGACUCAGUAAGUUCAACUUGUCAUGUCCCUGUGUGACACAUGCAUGCAAACGCGCGCUGUCCACCCCGUCUCUCCCUC
This is a messenger RNA of Lates calcarifer (barramundi perch), 7491 nucleotides long. RefSeq names its product FERM and PDZ domain-containing protein 4. The coding region runs from base 6975 to 7322 and encodes 115 amino acids. Lineage: Eukaryota; Metazoa; Chordata; Actinopteri; Centropomidae. Gene Ontology annotation, molecular function: protein binding. The record is from RefSeq and is a predicted model, not a curated record. The transcript has 7 exons.